ACUUGCUCUGCAGUAACUAUUAGGAGACGCGUGACAAUUAGUGGUCGACAUCACGUCUUCCUUAUUUCCCUUAUCAACAAAUAUUAUUUGCUAGCACUUAGCUUAUUCCACAAUGGCUUGGCGUUGUUCAGGGCGAGAAAAUCUAGAACUAAUUCAUAAUUUAUAUAAUGCUGGAAUAAUUACUUCUCAAAGAGUUAAAGAUGCUAUGUUACAAGUUGAUAGAAUAUUUUAUUGUCGUGAUCCGAGUAAAGCUUAUCUAGACUCUCCACAGGAUAUAGGUUAUAAUGCUACUAUUUCUGCCCCUCAUAUGCAUGCUUUGUGUUUGGAGGAAUUAAAAGAUUGCUUACGAGAGGGUUCUGUGGCUUUAGAUGUUGGCUGUGGUUCAGGAUAUCUUACUUCUUGCAUGGCCCAAAUGGUUGGAAACAGCGGCAAGGUCUACGGUAUAGACCACAUCAGAGAUCUCAUCCUGUUAAGUGAGGCCAAUACUCGAAAAGGGAAUCCGAAUUUACUUGAAGCUGGUAUAGUGAAGUAUAUAGUUGGCGAUGGGAGACUUGGACUCGCUGAGUUUAGCCCGUAUGACGCCAUUCACGUCGGAGCGGCCACCAAGGAGAUCCCACAACAGUUAUUGGACCAACUUAAAGUCGGUGGAAAGAUGAUUGUCCCUGUUGGUGAUGCUUUUGGGCAGGAGCUCUUGUUAGUGGAGAAAAAAGAGGAUGGAAAAUUAUGCAAGAAGACGGUGACUGGUGUGAUAUAUAUCCCCUUAACUUCUGAAGAUAACCAGUUAAAACGGGUUUUUUAAGGCUACUUAUAAUAUAAACCAU
Molecule: messenger RNA, 821 nt
Organism: Zophobas morio
Lineage: Eukaryota; Metazoa; Arthropoda; Insecta; Coleoptera; Tenebrionidae
Product: protein-L-isoaspartate(D-aspartate) O-methyltransferase-like
Exons: 9
Coding region: 113-799 (228 amino acids)
Biological process (GO): protein modification process
Cellular component (GO): cytoplasm
Molecular function (GO): protein-L-isoaspartate (D-aspartate) O-methyltransferase activity
Source: RefSeq, a predicted model, not a curated record